Exaiptasia diaphana is the source of this 581-nucleotide messenger RNA. Its product is annotated as protein DBF4 homolog B-like. Gene Ontology annotation, biological process: positive regulation of nuclear cell cycle DNA replication; regulation of cell cycle phase transition. Gene Ontology annotation, molecular function: protein serine/threonine kinase activator activity. The transcript is spliced from 5 exons. The record is from RefSeq and is a predicted model, not a curated record. Lineage: Eukaryota; Metazoa; Cnidaria; Anthozoa; Actiniaria; Aiptasiidae. The coding region runs from base 57 to 581 and encodes 174 amino acids. Gene Ontology annotation, cellular component: Dbf4-dependent protein kinase complex; nucleus.
UUUUUUAUCUUGACAUCUGUAGCGUACAUAGGUACAAUGAACUGGAAAAGCACAUCAUGUCACUGGGCGGGUCUGUAGAGCGAUUCCUCAGUAAAAAUGUGACUUGUCUUGUCACAGACCGACCAUCGGACAUGCGUAGAACAUCACCUCGAUUGGAGGAAGAUACGACCCAUUUCAUGUCUCGUGGUCGAGCCAUACUUCAGAAGGCCACUCCCCUUGCUGUAAGUUGUAGUGACGUAGUAAGGAAUGCCCAAAUAUGGAACAUUGCGAUAAAAUCGUAUGACGACUUCGAUAGACUCACAACGCGAAACAGAAGCGAACCGAAAAGAAGGASAAAAGUUCGUAGGCUCAAGGGAGCAUACUUAAAGGUGGAAGACCGUAGCCGUAAAUACAGGCCAUUGGUAAAAGAGAUGGAAGCUUGGCCCCGUCCAAAUCUAAAUGCACCUCCUGGUAGCAGUCCUUUUGAGGAUUCCAAGUUGAGGAGUAAGCCAUUGUCAGCUUUAGCAAAAAGACGGUCCUCGAGCCGAAGCCACUUAGAAAAAUUACACGAUAAGAAAGGUCUUUACGACUACGACUUUUAA